UUUGUCCGGCAGAGAAGCUACCAGCCAGUAAGUCCGUACAGAGAGAAACCACUGGCGAGACUUUUUUUUUUUUAGACAGCAGCACAGCGCAGGUCGGGACCGUCGGUGAAAAGGGGAGCCGGUAAUGUGGAGUCGACAGCCGGAGGACAGCAGCAACUGAGCCCGAGGACUGUGAAAGGGAAACAACCGAGCUUAGGGAGUUGUCUUUUUUAACUCAACGGUUCCGCCGGCUAACCCCCCGCUUAGCUACUCGGCUAACACCCACCGCUCCUCGCGUCCUUUCUCGCCAGGAGAAACCGCACCUGGCCCGGCUGUCAGUUUCUCCCUCUCCUCUUAUAGACUUCAAACAAUGUGCGGCUCAAUCCUGAACGACUUUUCACGCCCGGGGUGGGGUUUAACACACACUUUGCCACGCCGCCAGUGAUAGCUAAACGGUCCGAGCUAACAAGUUGACGUGGAGGAGGAGGACGAUUGUUGUUCUUCAAGCUGUGAUUUCAGACGGAUUACUUCUUUUUUUGUUGUUUGUUUUGGUUUGUUUGCCUACUCCCGUCCGAGGUGGUCUCUCUUUGGUGACCCCCCCCUCCUUCUUCCUCAAGUGAACAAAUCGUCCAGGUUACAUACAAACCAGCCAGUUAGCUAUGUUCAUUUGUGGCCAGAAAGUAAUUCCCAGUGUUUACAAAUUCCACAGUGGGACUCUUUCCUGGUUCGAGUACUGCAACGGGAACAUUAGCUAACACAGACUAGCUCAGAUUAGUGUCGUCGUGGUCUGUGUACUACUAGAUAGAUAGGUAGGUAGGUAGUCGGAUCAAAGUGUUGCCAAACAAUUUAACUGCAAAAGAAGAACCACAAAUCAGCUGUUGAUUGUGGUUUUCAUUGCAAAGCCAGAUAUUCCUGUCUUUUUUUGUUGUUUCCACCAGUGAUUUGACUUUACUGCAGACGAGACUGCACAGGUUUCGUACGUACCUCUGUGUGUGUGUGUGUGUGUGUGUGUGUGUGAGAGAGAGAGAGAGAGAAAACUUAACAGUGGGUGUCUGAUCGCAACCCUUUACCUCCUCUUGACAGUGAAGUCACGUUGAGUUGUUUCCCGCAGGGAGUUGAUCCAUUGAUCGGAUCGUUAUUGUGCUAUUUUAGCUGAUUGCGGGGGAAACGCAGACACACACACGCGCACACAGACAGACAGAGAGAGAGAGAGAGAGAGAGAAACAGAAGCGAUGUCGGGCCAAUCUAUCACGGAUCGGAUCGCAGCAGCGCAACACAGCAUGACCGGGUCGGCCAUCAGCAAGGCUGUGUGCAAAGCCACCACACAUGAAGUCAGCGGACCCAAGAAGAAACACCUUGACUAUCUGAUCCACUGCACCAAUGAGAUGAACGUGAACAUUCCCCAGCUGGCGGAUACGCUGUUUGAGCGCACGGCUAACUCCAGCUGGGUGGUGGUCUUCAAAGCCCUUAUCACCACCCACCACCUCAUGAUGUAUGGCAACGAGGUAGGAGGCUUGCACACAAACAAAAACCCCUCCAGGGCAGCUACGGCACGUUUCACCCAGUACCUGGCCUCCAGAAACACCCUGUUUAACCUGAACAACUUCCUGGACAAGGGAGCUCUGCAAGGUUACGACAUGUCAACCUUCAUCAGGCGAUACAGCCGUUACCUGAAUGAGAAGGCCAUGUCCUACAGACUGGUGGCUGUGGAUUUCACCAAGAUGAAGAGGGGGAUUGACGGUGUGAUGCGUACCAUGAACACAGAGAAGCUGAUCAAGACGCUGCCCAUCAUUCAGAACCAGCUGGAUGCACUGCUGGAUUUCCAGGCCAACCCUAAUGAGCUGACCAACGGAGUGAUCAACUCAGCCUUCAUGUUGCUCUUCAAAGACUCCAUCAGGCUCUUUGCUGCCUACAACGAAGGGGUCAUCAACCUAUUGGAGAAAUACUUUGACAUGAAGAAGAACCAGUGCAAAGAUGCUCUGGACAUCUACAAGAAAUUUCUUUACAGGAUGACGAAGCUGUCAGAGUUCCUCAAAGUGGCUGAGCAAGUUGGAAUAGAUCAGGGUGACAUCCCAGAUCUCUCACAGGCCCCCAGCAGCCUCCUGGAGGCUUUGGAGCAGCACCUGGCCUCUCUGGAGGGCAAGAAGACAAAGGAGUUGAAUGCAGACACCAGAGCGUCCACCCUGUCCAGCGCCGUCUCAUCCCUCUCCUCCACUGGCAUGUCCUUCAGCCGCAUGGAUGAGAAGGAGAAACAGCAGGCCUUGGAGGAGGAACAGGCCAGACUGCAGGCGCUUAAGGACCAGCGCCUGAAGGAGAUCAACAUGCAUACCCCGCCCUCUGCCUCCCCAAGCAGCCAGUCGAUGGGCAGCGCCAACAACAACCACAUCUCACAAACCCCGGAGUUGUUCGGCACCACGCUGUCUGCCAACAGUGUGCCCAAUCUGAACAGUGACCUGUUUGAUCUUCAGCCGGCCUUCAUCCCCGCUGUGCAGAGCACUCCUUCAAUCUCCACCGCCAACAGUGCCUGGGGAGGAAUGGAGAGCCAGCCUCUGCAGCAGACUGCCCCAGCCAUGACUGUAGAUUUCGAUGCUGUGUUUGGGAAUAAGGCCGCGCCCAGUAACAACGGCCCACAACCUGCAGCCGGUUUUGAUGCUCUAGGAGACCUGUUGAAGCCUACAAUUCCCACACACACUGCACCUCAUCCUCCUCCUCCUCAAAUGGUCAUCCAUCCUGGAGGAAAGCUGCUAGCCAACGACCUUGACUCCUCUCUGGCCAACCUCGUGGGCAAUCUGCAGUUUGGUGGGACCCCAGCCAAGAAGCCAGAUAUGCAUUGGAGCCAGCCCGGAGAGAAGAAGCUGACCGGGGGCCAGAACUGGCAGAAUAAGACCAUGUCGACCACACAGUGGAGCCCCGCGCCCAUGGCCCCGCAGCCCAUGCCUGUGCAACACGUGGCUCCAGCUCCCAUGGCUUUUCCCAUGACCACACCGCAAGUGCCUGUGUAUGGAAUGGUCCCUCCCCAGAUGGGUCAGAUGGGCGGGGUACCAGUGAUGGCUCCUCAGCCUAUGAUGUACAACCAGCCUGUUCUCAGACCCACCAACCCCUUCGUACCCAUGCCCGGAGCCCAGAUGCAGUUUAUGUAAUCCAGUCAGGGGGGAAGCAGAGUGCCAAAAGCGACAAACAAACAAACAGCAGAAGAAAACACACAAGAGGAACGAUCAGAUGGACGUGGGAGUAAUUUGAUCAAGCUAAAGCGACAAAGAGACAGACAGACGACAAGAUAUCCAACCAACACCAAAAAAGUUGGAAAGAGGAGGAGAAGAUCACCGAGCAGAGGAUGGAGGGGUGUGGUGGGGAAGAUGUCAUCCUGGCUGGUUGUUGUCUGAAACAACUUUGUGUGUGUGUGUGUGUGUGUGUGUGUGUAGCUUCUUUCUGUCAUACUGUUUAAUUUGUGUGUUAAAUGCUAUCGAUGGAGUGAUAUUUCAGGAAAGGGAAUGCGGAUGAGAGACAAAGAUGGCGGAGAGGAGAGAAGAGGGGAUUGAGGAAAUCCUACCUCUGGUUUUCAGUCAGACCGACCCGUCUGACUGCUUGUGAGAGUCUCUGCUGCAGAAUUAGCUUUAUUUCAUACUGGUGCUAUUUGUGUCCUCUCUGGGUUACCAGACGCCUGCAACGGCAACAUGGAAGCUUUUGGGAGGGGACAAGUGUUGGUUUAGUGUGCGUGUGUGUGAGUGUCAGUGAAAGUAUGUGUAUCUCUGUAAAGAAAAGUUGUUUCAGACAAUACCUUUACAACCGACCUCCUCUCCAUCCCCUCCUUUCACUGUCUGCGUCCACGACUGUCCAACCAGCGAGGGAUUUAGAGGCAAAUCUUCAAAAUAUUGUUUCCCGUGAUUUUCCGCUCUGUUGGGAUCAGUCUGUAUUUUUCAAUCUGUUUUCUUCUGCAGCCGCUCCUGAAUGUUACCAGGGCUUGUACAGCAAAUUUUUUUGAACCAUUUGUUAAUAGUAGUUGAGCAUUUGUUGUUAUGGGUUUUAAGCUAAAGUCUUUGUUACUCAUACUGCAUUGUUUUCCUCUCCUAAAGCUACAGAUACACACAGAGAGACAGGGCUUAGCGGUGACAACAUGCUAGCACAGUACAUAGUCGUCCAAAUUGUCUGUGAACUAAAAUGUUCAAUAUUUUUCUUAGGGCCUGGUCACAUCAGAAAGUGGUACAGUGAAAUUCAUCUGUGCUUUUUCGAGGAAUAUUGGGGUCCUAGAAGCAUGUUGAAUUGGUAAACUACUGCAGCUGCUGAGCUAACGGCUAACACUGUAGCCAGCCAGGAAAUAGCUAAUGCUUGUCCGUCACAGUUGCUGUCUGAGCUUCUCUCUAUUUUCUAUUUCUCUGUAACGUGUUGUUCCCCUGGCGUUGUAUUCUCGGGAUCAUUUAAUUCAAUAAAUUAAAUUAAUGAAAUAAAUAAAAGAGGGGGAAAAAUGGUGUCUGAGCUAGCUAGUGUUUAAACUGUCAGUUAGCAAGUUUGUUACUGUCAUGUUUAUUCAAAAGACAUAUUUUGGUCUACAACGAUUCCUCAAAAUAUUUUAUUUCUAUUUCGCCAAAGGUCUACACAGUAAAAGACUGCUUGCUUUUGGUUAACAGCACCAAGUUGUCUGUCAAAGUUUACAAAAGUUGAAUUUGACGUGAAAAAUGUGCACAGAUUUGCUUCCCCCCAAUUAGCGAAUCCACUAAUUUGGGCUGUUGAAUUGGAAUUGGCUAAUUUCACCGCUAAAUUUCACCAUUUUAAAUGCUGGUGUGACCAAGAAUUUAGCCAGACGUAAUUUUACACUCCCUUAUCUUGACAUUUUGGCUGCCAUUGCUCUCAGUUGAGGGUAAAAUGUAAGACAUUUGUAUUUUUGUCAUGCUAAAGAGACUGCUUGUUAGCAUCAUUAGUCUGUGAGCACCUGGUUGACCUGUGUGUAUCUGUUCUUGUCUUCAUCAGCUCACAAACCUUUCAUCAGGUACACCCUAUUAGCAGAUCCACAUUAUGUGCCAACAAUUGAUGACAGCAGCACUGAGUGAGUGAUUAAAUGUUACUGAAUCAAGUUGAAUUCACUUUAAAUUGCACUAAAUCAAGUGGCUUUAUGUGCAACUUUGUCUGCAACGAGAGCCAAACAACACUGAUCUUUUGGCAGUAUUCUCGCUCCGCGGUUUCCAGGAAAUUAAGGGGAUCAAAUUUGACUCAUGUAAGAGGUCAUGGCCAUUCCUCAGCCAAAGCACCCAUGAGUUUGACUGUAGGUAUAUGUGUUCAUAAUACAUUUAGUUAUGCGUUCACGUGUGUGCUUGCACAUUUAUGUGUAUGUUUUCCAUUGAGGACUAAUUUUGAGGGUGAAAUUGUGUCAGAUUUCAAGCCAAAUUUGAGCCAGCGAGUUUGACGCGAAAUGUGCUUGUUUUGUUUUUGUAAAAUCAAAUUUUAUUGCAAAAUGCACAUGCAAAAAUGUUGCACUGAAGUGACUAUCCUGCCAUACUGGAGCUGUUGCCAGUUUUUCUGGUGUGGAAAAAGUUGAGAAAGAGAAUUGAAGUUUGUGGAAAUUGUUUGAGGUUUUACAAUAAGAAGUUUGUCUAAUCUACCAGCCACUGUGGCGGGUAACUAAAAAUGAUUUUCCUGCCAUUCUAACAACUUUAAACUUUUUUGUAGUCCCAUACCCGGUCCCAGUCCAGCGUCUACAUCCCAGUCAUCAGUCAUCAUGUGUGUUACACUUCAUCAACCACUCUGCUAUUAAAAUCUCUAGAAUCUCGCUUCUCAACUCUGUCUAGUUGGUUAAUCUCUAGAAUGCUUUUUUUAGCCUGCCUCGUCACUGUUUGGUAUGUGUAGAUAUGUGAAAAGAAAUAAUAGUAAUAAUAACCAGUUUCUGUCUAGAUUGUCUGCCCCCACCCAUCGCUGUCGCUGUUGGAUAGAUAAUGCUCUUAGGCGCUUCUUGUCAGUCUUGUGUUAGCUUAGCCUCUCGUCGAAGUAUCCUCCUGCAGUAGGUUUCCCACCUUGUCCUCACCUCUGCCAGUGUCUAGUAACUAUAGCUCUAUUAUCUCUCUUGGUGUCUCUGUCUUUUAGCUGUAGACGAAACCUUUCAGAGGCUCUCAGGCUUUGUGGUUCGCUUUAAGCGCUCUUUCUUCUCGCUGUUAACAUGCUCCAGUGUCUGGUAGAUAAGGUCGUCUUCAUUUUUUCCCCUACUAUUUCAAUAACGUCGGCCAUCUCCGUCUCUCGUUCUGAUGUCAGCAGCCUACAAACUGUCUCUGAUUGGACUGUUGAACCUAGACAGGGAAUCAGAUGCUUGGGUUUCCAGGUCUUUUAUGACAGAUGGGAUACUUUGUUGGUUAUAAGAGAGACAUACAGUACAUUUAUAGUCCGAACAGGUUUUAGACGUUUUGACACUUUGACGGUUGACCAGCUGUUGUUCAGGGCUACUUUUAAAUAUCAUUCACUGGGGAAAAUGUGGCAAGUAGCAAGGGAAUCCAUCAAUCACUGGGACACUUGAACAAAAGUUUGGUUGCAAGCUCUGAUUGUAAGAAAGAUGUAGGUUAUCUUUGGUUUUCGUGCCCAGUCAAACUUUUAUCCAUCAUUGAACAAACAGCUGCUUUCUGGUGUUUCUGUUGUCCGAAAACUGAUCUGUUAAGUCCCCCAGGACACCGUUGGUGUCCUAAACAGGGACUCUGUGGAGCUUCUCCAUCCUCAAAAUCCUCCCCUUCAGGGCCUAAAAUACAGGUACCUUUUACUUUUGGAUCACAACUUGGACGCUCGCUCAAUUUUCUUAAAGAAUGUCUGAGCUUUUGGCACCAAAAGAGUUCUAAUUGUGGUUCUUUAUUUUCUGGUACAGCUGUCUUAGUGUCUCCGAUAUGGUGUGAUGAAUUUGCACUUCAGAAAGAGAUGCCGUAUAUCGUUGCACUGAUCCAGAAUCAGAUCAUCCGCACCCUGGAUCUUACAAACAAUGAAUCACAUCUAAUUGCAGAUCUGAUCAUUCCUGAUGUGUUGUAAUUACCUCUUAGAAUACAAAAUGUUUUGGCUUCGGUAUGAAGGACAGUAAAAUCAAUGCCUGGGUGUUUUGUUUAAUAUUGCCAACUUCCCUGACAGGUGAAAUCAAACCGUAUGAAUGCAGUUUUACCCAGUCUGACUUCCUUUUCCAGUGAACACAGCUUAUUUUCUUUCAGGCUAAAUCUACAAUUUGUGUUUUUCUUGGGCAGUAAUUGGCUUUCCUUUCCUUUUGUGUUUCUUGUUCUGUUUCAUGAAACUUAAAAUUUCUCUGCAUGGGAUCCCGUCCUGCCCGUUGUGGUGAGGUUUUCUUUGUCUGUGUGUCUCUCAAGGGGUUUCAAAAUGGUCAGAUUAUGUGCGGUAGAGCGAGCGUAGAAGAGGAGACUACUGUGGUUUUUGAGUCUCAUAAAUGCUGCUGGCUCGUCUUCUCGUCUCCUUAGCGUUGAUGUAACUGCCAGUAAUUAUUACAGCUUCAUCAUGUAGGUAAUUUUGUUACGGUAUUUAUCCAGGGAGGGGUUUGGCCGAGCAUGCAGGCUCUUUUUUUCGGCAACUCCCUUCCUCAAAUUUAGACACUUUCUCACAUUUACAGCUGGGAGUUUCCCAGUGGACAACCACUGUUUUUUGGUGUUGGCUACCGACCUUGCUCCAUUUGGGAUCAGACCAGGUAAACCUUGUGGCAAAGUUUCUCUCAACUUUCAAAGCUGCUACCACACCUCUCUGCAUUGUUGUAGCAUGAAUCCCGGUGGAUAAGGAUACACGGAUAUACCUUGAUGUCAUAUUAAAAUGUCUGUUCUCUGCUAAGGCCAAGUGUAUCAAACAUUCAGAGAGCAGACUUCUCUCUGGCGAGCAAUCUUUCUCUCUUUCUAGGUGUCGGUGAGUGCAUGGUUGUAUCGUUGUCGUUUUUUUUUUUUUUUUUU
Molecule: messenger RNA, 7883 nt
Organism: Micropterus salmoides (largemouth bass)
Lineage: Eukaryota; Metazoa; Chordata; Actinopteri; Centrarchiformes; Centrarchidae
Product: phosphatidylinositol-binding clathrin assembly protein
Exons: 19
Coding region: 1212-3119 (635 amino acids)
Biological process (GO): clathrin-dependent endocytosis; clathrin coat assembly; synaptic vesicle budding from presynaptic endocytic zone membrane
Cellular component (GO): clathrin-coated pit; synaptic vesicle; extrinsic component of presynaptic endocytic zone membrane
Molecular function (GO): clathrin heavy chain binding; phosphatidylinositol-4,5-bisphosphate binding; 1-phosphatidylinositol binding
Source: RefSeq, a predicted model, not a curated record